CCCUUUUCUCUCCCCUAAAAUGCCCCACCGACCAUUUCCCCCAUCCCCCCUCUCUCUCUCCAUCCGCUUUGAUUAUUAUAGAACAACAACACAAGAAGGAAAGAAGAAGAAGAAGAAGAGCGGAGGAGGACGAAGCGCGUACCUUCACCGGCGGUGUAAAUGCGUACCGAUACGUCCCCUGCGCUGCAGGUCGGGUUCCAACUCUUCUUCUUCUUCUUCUUCUUCUUGAGCGGCGGGGAGAUUGGUGGCGGUGAGGCUGCAAUCGCGCUCCCCCGCUUCGCGGAGGCGCCGCAGUUCCGGAAUGGCGAUGGGUGCGCGGGGAAGGGGGGCGGGGGGGUGUGCGACCCGGAGCUCGUGCACAUCGCGAUGACGCUCGACGCGCACUACCUGCGCGGGUCCGUGGCGGCGGUGUUCUCCCUCCUGAAGCACGCGUCGUGCCCCGACUCGCUCUUCUUCCACUUCGUGGCGUCGGAGUCGGAGUCGGAGUCGCCGGCGGCGGCGGAGCUCCGGCGAGUGGUGGCGGAGACGUUCCCGUCCCUCCGCUUCGAGAUCUACCCCUUCCGCGAGGAGCUGGUGGCGGGGCUCAUAUCGGCGUCGGUGCGCGCGGCGCUCGAGUCGCCGCUCAACUACGCGCGCAACUACCUCGCCGACCUGCUCCCCCCGUGCGUGCGCCGCGUCAUCUACCUCGACUCGGACGUGCUCGCCGUGGACGACGUGCGCCGGCUCUGGGAGACGCGCCUCCCCGCCGCCGCCGUGGUGGCCGCGCCCGAGUACUGCCACGCCAACUUCACCCGCUACUUCACCGCCGCGUUCUGGGACGACCCCGCGCUCGGCCCCCGCGCCUUCGACGGGCGCCGGCGCCGCCCCUGCUACUUCAACACCGGGGUGAUGGUGGUCGACCUCCGCCGGUGGCGCGCCGGCGGGUACCGGCGCCGGAUCGAGAAGUGGAUGAGGGUCCAGAAGGAGCGCCGCAUCUACGAGCUGGGCUCGCUCCCCCCCUUCCUGCUGGUCUUCGCCGGAGAGGUGGAGGCGGUCGACCACCGCUGGAACCAGCACGGCCUCGGCGGGGACAACGUCGAGGGGAGCUGUCGCCCGCUCCACGCCGGGCCCGUGAGCCUCAUGCAUUGGAGCGGCAAGGGCAAGCCCUGGGAUCGCCUCGACGCGGGGAGGCCCUGCCCUCUCGACCAUCUCUGGGCGCCCUACGAUCUCCUCCUCCCCCCAUCCCCUUCCUCCUCCUCCUCCUCCUCCUCCUCCUCCUCGGCAAUGGCGUCCUUGCUUCUCUCUUUGUAGAUACUGUAGAUCGCAUUCUUUUUUUACGGCGGUGACGCGCUUCGUCACCUCCUCCGGCGAGUGUAAAGCCACGACGACGGAAAACGGUGGGAGGAGAGAGAGAGAGAGAGAGAGAGAGAGAGAGAGAGAGAGAGAGAAACGGAGUGAAGAGUUAUUUGAGAUGAGGGGGGCUGCGGUGGGGGUGGGGAGGAAGAUGGAUUAUUUUUUUUCAGUUCGAUUCGUUUUGCAUUGAAAUUCUUUACUUCGUUCGUGUACAAAAUAAAAGAUAGAAAGAGAUUAUUCCAUUUCAUUCCAUUUCUCUGUGAUUAGUUUUCAUACAAUCGAGUUCUAUAGUUCUUAA
Ananas comosus (pineapple) is the source of this 1630-nucleotide messenger RNA. RefSeq names its product probable galacturonosyltransferase-like 6. Lineage: Eukaryota; Viridiplantae; Streptophyta; Magnoliopsida; Poales; Bromeliaceae. The coding region runs from base 160 to 1290 and encodes 376 amino acids. The transcript has a single exon. Gene Ontology annotation, molecular function: glycosyltransferase activity. Gene Ontology annotation, cellular component: Golgi apparatus. The record is from RefSeq and is a predicted model, not a curated record.